UCCAAUGUAGAGGGGAGUGACUAGUGGAACUACAGCUACACCCUGACUGCCACCCCAAGGAAUAACAGACUGUGGAGUUUUCUUUUCCUUAUCAACUGGAGAGGGAAAUCUAGCACUAGACUGUCAGAGUGAAACUUUAUUCCCCUCUGCUUUCUCUUUCACUCACUCCCUCACUCUGUGUCUCUCUGGCUGGAGCAGGGGGCAGGUGGUCACUGUGUGAGCUUGUACAGUACACCGGAAAGAGAGUGAGAGGAAGAGAGUGAAGGAGAAGGAAGGCGUGUGAGACAGAGAGAGGAAGAGAGAGAGAGCAGAGACUGGACGGGACGGGUCAGACAUGCUUCGCUAUGGCUCGUCAAGAGCGGUCACCAGCACCACCACCGAUGACUCUCCGGAUCUUUCCAGUGAGAGGAUGAUUCGGCGUCUCAGACUAACACUGCAUUCUGGGGAAAAUGGACAGAAGGAGACCAUGAGCACCCACUCUGACUCUAAUCAGGAAGUAGGAGGAGAGAAGGAAAAAGUUGUCAAUGGGACACGAAAGAAGAAUGGCUUGAUCCAGAGAGAGAGACCGGCGGGCAGGGAGUCACCUGAACAGCACCUCGCAGCGGUGACCAAUGGGGUGCAAGAGACGCCGCAGCAGCCAGGGCCCAAGGUGUACGGAGUGGUGCAGAGGACAGGCUCCGACAAACAACAGGAAGUGAUGGCGUGCGAGUGGUCUGUCAAUCACCUGAGGGAUGAGAUGAGAUACAUCAAGGAGGUGAGAGACUCCUUGGAGAAGGUCAGAGAGCGGAUGUAUGGCCAGUUUGGAGGAAUGCAACAGUCAAUGGAGAAACUAUCUCAAGAAAUCAGGUCGGCAAACUCCCAGAGGCGGAGUCUGGAGGCCGAGGUGAGGGUGAGAACAGCAGCUAUGGAGACAUUCGACCAGAUGAACAGCUCCCUCAUAUCCUCCAACAUCGAUCUGCAGGUUCCUUUGCAGAAAUCCAUCCUGGAGAACUGCCAGAACCGUGUAGACAAGCGGGAUGAGGUGAGGAACCUGCGCAGCUCCUGUGAGAAGGCUGAGGAAAAGCUGAGAGAGAAGGAAAGACAGCUGGUGGCUACAGAGGCUGAGAACCGCACGCUUAAACUACAGGUGGAGACGUCCCAGCAGACCAGCAGCCAGGCCCUGCAAGAUGUGACAGCCAGGCUGCAGAAGCAGCACGAGGAGAGACUGAGGGAGGAGCAGAGAAAACACAGAGAGGAGAUUGAGAACCUUCAGGCCCAAAUUGAUGAGUACGUGAAGCGACUGGAGGAGGCCGAGAGGAAUGCGAAGAUCUUAGAGGCCAAGAUUGCUGAGAGAGACCAGAGGAUUAGUGAGGUUGAGCGCCUGCUGGACUGCAUGGGACAGGAAAAGGGCCAUCUUCAGAUGAAACUGCAGGAGUGUGAACAACGUCUUCACUCGCUGGAACUCACAGACAAAACAAAUUCAUCAGCUUCCAAGAGGUCUCAGAAGCUUGAAGAAGAGGCAUCAGAGCUCAAGGAGAGGAUAAAGCACUUGAACGACAUGGUCUUCUGCCAGCAGAGGAAGGUCAAAGGCAUGAUAGAGGAGGUUGAAUCGUUACGAGCUAAAGUGGCACAGAAGGACAUGUUCAUCUCAGAGCUUUUGGACAGAAUCGCUAUUGUGGAGUGUGAGAAUAAUGAGUUAGAAGACAACUUGAAGUAUUUUAUGUCUGUGCAGAGUGCUCCAAAAGAAGUAGUGCAAACCAGAGAGAUAGGAGUGGGCUGCAAUCUGCCCCCCAGACCUGAGGCGAUGAGGGUGGAUGAUGAGCCUGAUUUCCAGCCCCCCCAUGUUUACCCGGAAUUCCUGCCCUCCCCAGCCCAAUUCCAACCCAGGCAUAGACCAGCUCAGCCUUCAUCAAUCAAGCUCCAUUCCAGAACACACCAGCCAGGUCCUCUGCCACCCAGCAGACUGCAGUCUAGUUUACUGAGGUAUUCUCCUUGUGAGUACAGCCGGUCCCUGCAGUCCAGUCCUCCAAGGUCCCGUGGAACUCUGACAAGUCCAAUGCUGUCCGAAUCUGCCACUCUGAGCCCAGUGCAGUCGGGCCCCGACCAAGACAUCUCAGUACAAACCUCAGACACGGCCUCCAGUGAGGAGAAGCCUACUUCAGGCCCACCCUGCUCUCCAGCAAGAUCCAGUCGUAUCUACACUCCUUUCAUGAGACUUAUGGAGAUAACAGCAAAGAUUAAUAUAGAGUAGCUAAUCAUACAGUAUUGUUUGAUAUCUGGGGUGGAACACAGUUUGCACUGCUUUGUAAAUCACGAUGGGAGUAUUCUGUAUAGGCUGUAAAUAGUGAAAAUCUAUUGACAGUGAAUGUACUUUCAUGUUUGUAAAGGUUUAUAUUUAUACUGCGUCUUUUUCUGCAAUUUUUCUCAAAACAUAAUUAUUAUUUUCUUAAUCCCUCAUAUAUGUACACUAAAUAUUUAUGAAAUAUACAGUAUGUUGUGCCUUUGUUAAAAGCUUGCUUAAUGAUACCCAACAUUGGUUGUGGGAAUCUCUUACUUUUUCCUGCAAAAUGAAUAUUACCUAAGUUAAUAUGGGUGGAUAGGCCUACAAAAGGACUACCUAUGUCUUUAAGGAACUGCCAUUCCUGAGCCAAUUAAUUGCAUAAAGUCUAACGAAAUUAGUAGAUUUUGUCUACACUGCCAGGACUGUGUUGAAGAGGUGUUGAUGAACCAAGAAGCUAGAGGUCUAUGAUGUGCCUUUCUGAAUGAGACAUAUCCAGUGAAUUGUUUAAAUCAGUGUACUUGAAAAACCUAAUAAAACU
Molecule: messenger RNA, 2798 nt
Organism: Osmerus eperlanus (European smelt)
Lineage: Eukaryota; Metazoa; Chordata; Actinopteri; Osmeriformes; Osmeridae
Gene: myzap
Product: myocardial zonula adherens protein
Exons: 14
Coding region: 335-2230 (631 amino acids)
Biological process (GO): intracellular signal transduction
Cellular component (GO): intracellular anatomical structure
Source: RefSeq, a predicted model, not a curated record